Messenger RNA from Penicillium antarcticum, 1332 nucleotides. RefSeq lists its product as uncharacterized. Gene Ontology annotation, biological process: GPI anchor biosynthetic process. The record is from RefSeq and is a predicted model, not a curated record. NCBI's taxonomy places the organism in Eukaryota, Fungi, Ascomycota, Eurotiomycetes, Eurotiales, Aspergillaceae. Bases 1 to 1332 code for a protein of 443 amino acids. Gene Ontology annotation, cellular component: Golgi membrane. The transcript is spliced from 2 exons. Gene Ontology annotation, molecular function: glycosyltransferase activity.
AUGCCUGACUUUGGGAAGAAGCUCCCCGGCGGGCGACCGAUAGAGCCAAGAGCAACAUCGAAUACGCUGCGACUCUUCUUCUCAUUUCUGGUCUUCUAUAUUCUGCUCAUCUUCUACGCACGUGCGCGAUGCUUUCGCGACCCGGGCUCAGCAUUCUUCGACCCUUGGACUGCUUACGACCUAUCUUAUUCAUCUGUGAGAAUCGGCCAGGGAGAUUCAUAUAUUGAAUCCUAUAGCAAUGAGACCACUGUGGCAACAAAGUCUUCAUCUGAGCCCGGACUCUGUAUCGGGAUCGCAUCGGUCGCCAGACAUGGUGUUGGCUAUUUCCAGAGUACAGUCGGCACAGUCUUAGAGGGACUGAGCGACACUGAACGGGCCGACAUCCAUCUGAUCCUCUUCAUUGCGCAUACUGACCCAUCAGAGCAUCCUUCCUAUGGGCAACCUUGGCUCUAUGAGCUGGCAGAUCAGGUGCUGCUGUAUGAUCCCGCGGAGGUUGACAUCGAUCACGUCCGAUCCCUCGAAACAGAGGCGGCAAAAGCUUUUGGUCGUGAGAAAGCUCUGUUUGAUUAUACUUAUCUUCUGAAAGCAUGCGAAGCUGUGAAUGCUCCGUAUACUAUGAUCCUUGAGGACGAUGUAGUCGCUAUGGAUGGAUGGUAUCACCGGACUAUCGGUGCUUUGGCAUCAGCUGAGCAGCAGACCAGGGCCCUGGGUGCAUCAAACUGGCUAUACCUCCGCCUUUUCUAUACGGAGGAGUUCUUCGGCUGGAACUCCGAAGACUGGCCAAUCUUCCUCUCGUACUCGAUUCUUGUAGUCUGUCUCGUUGCAUGCGUUUGCUUAGUCUCACGACAAUGUCAACCUCGCCUCCACUCUAGACUCUCGACAGGAUCAAUUUUCAUGUUCAGCGGCAUCUGUACGCCUCUCCUAAUCGGCUUAUUCUUUGCCGCUGGUCGUGUAUCGAUGGUCCCUAUCCAGCAAGGCGUACACCAAAUGCCGCGCUUUGGCUGCUGCUCGCAAGCCUUCGUAUUUCCGCGUUCAAGAGUCCCAGACCUCGUGGAUUUGUAUCAGUCAAAGCACAUCGGGUAUGUGGAUACAAUAACGGAGGAGUUUGCCAGUGCAGCCAAUGAGAUCCGCUGGGCGGUGACUCCCAUUAUCAUGCAGCAUGCUGGGAGAAGGAGCUCUAAGAGUGUGAACAAGGACUCCCACGUCCCGCUGAAGCAUAGGAGCAAAGGCGAACUGUCGGAUGUGGAAAAGCUGUGGAAUUUCGGGUUUGAGCUGAAUGAUGCUGACGCAUUGCGUUCAGAGCACAGGUUUUUUAUUGAUGAGUCUGUUUAA